Botrytis deweyae is the source of this 552-nucleotide messenger RNA. RefSeq lists its product as uncharacterized. Gene Ontology annotation, biological process: protein transport. Gene Ontology annotation, cellular component: lysosomal membrane. Gene Ontology annotation, molecular function: GTPase activity; GTP binding. Lineage: Eukaryota; Fungi; Ascomycota; Leotiomycetes; Helotiales; Sclerotiniaceae. The record is from RefSeq and is a predicted model, not a curated record. Bases 1 to 552 code for a protein of 183 amino acids. The transcript has 4 exons.
AUGGCAAGUAUAUUCAGACGAGUGUAUGAUUGGUUGCUGCGGCUUUUCUGGGCUACGGAAAUGGACAUUACGAUGAUCGGUUUGCAAAAUGCUGGAAAGACAUCUUUGUUAAGGGUACUAGCGGGCGGAGAAUUUACACUUGACUCCAUUCCUACCGUUGGUUUUAAUAUGAAGCGUGUCCAGAAAGGUCAUGUCACUCUCAAAUGUUGGGAUUUAGGCGGACAACCCCGCUUUCGUUCCAUGUGGGAGCGAUAUUGUCGCGGCGUAAAUGCUAUUGUGUUUAUUGUCGACUCUGCCGAUCCUGAUGCCUUACCAAUCGCUAAAGAUGAGCUUCAUUUGCUCUUAGAAAAACCCGUGUUGCAAGGGAUACCUCUUUUGGUAUUGGGAAAUAAAUCUGAUUUGGAAAACAAGUUGAGUGUGGACGAGUUGAUUGAGAGGUUGGAUCUAAAGAGUGUAGGACAUAGAGAGGUGAGCUGUUAUGGGAUCAGUGCUAAGGAGGAGACAAAUUUGGAUGCUGUUUUGCAAUGGCUGGUUGCAAGGGCGAAUAAGUAG